CCCUAACCCACUCUUCAAAUUUGAUUUUCUUAUUUUAUAAAUAAUAUAGAUGUCAUAAAAUACAUCGCAAGCAGUCUGCCUUCCAAACGGCCUUUAUCUGUUUUACACUUUUUUAUAUUCACCCACUACGCCCAGCCAAAGUUCACGUGUGACGGUACAUUCAUUUACUGUCAUCUUAAUGACUGCAACUGCCUGUGAAUGAAUGAGCGACCGUUACUUCUGUAGGGAUUCUCAUAAAACUGUGAUUUCUUAACGUGUCAUCAAGCCAUAGCUCCUUAAAAGUAGCAUAAGGUUAAAGUACACUCAACUUGAACCCAUUGUCCACACGGCCAUGUGAGGGAGAAAGACUACUUUUUCCCCCCUGUCACUUUGUCUGUAAAAUCUCGGUUUGAUCAGAGCUUAUGAAAUUCGAAUAAGAGGAUUUAUAGGGGGGAAUUUUAGGCAAGAAGAACAUCAGGAGUUAUGGAGGACAUCAACAACAGCAGCAUUGAUCCCGCCUGUUUGCAGGAACCACCUCUGGCUAUGGAUGUGAUAAAGCAGCUAGAUGCGUUGGGAAUGGGUCUGUACGCCAUGCUCACCUUCAUGUCCUGCACAUCCCUGCUUCUCUAUUUGGAGCAAUGUGUUUAUAUUUAUAAAAAACUGCCCUACCCAAAGAAGACGACCAUCAUCUGGGUCAAUGGAGCUGCACCUGUCAUCGCCACCAUGUCGUGUUUUGGCAUGUGGAUCCCCAGGGCUGUUAUGGUCACAGAUAUGACGUCAAAUUGUUAUUUUGCAGUGGUGGUGUACAAAGUGUUGGUUCUGCUCAUUGAGGAGUUGGGUGGCAGCGAUGAAUUUCUGAAGCGCUUUUCUGGGAAACCCUUCAAGAUCACCACGGGGCCGUGCUGCUGCUGCUGCCUCUGUUUACCUCGUGUGCCCAUGUCGCGGGGCAUGUUGUUCCUUCUGAAGUUGGGUGCACUGCAGUACGCCAUCCUCAAAACGGUGCUGAGCAUCCUCUCCAUAAUACUGUGGACAAACGGCAACUUUGACCUCUCAGAUCUCGAGAUCACCGGCACCGCAAUUUGGAUCAACCCGUUCAUUGGCGUUCUCACCAUCACCUCCCUGUGGCCCGUGGCCAUCGUGUUCAUGAACACCAACCACCUUUUACGCCAACUCAAUAUUGUACCAAAGUACGCCAUGUACCAACUAAUACUCGUACUAAGUCAACUGCAGACGUCCAUCAUCAACAUUCUGGCUCUGGAUGGAACCAUCGCCUGCGCCCCUCCGUUUUCUUCGCAGGCCCGUGGCUCCAUGCUAAGUCAGCAGAUGAUGAUCAUGGAGAUGUUCAUCAUCACCUUGGUUACUCGCUUUUUUUAUCGUCGCACAUAUGAAACGCUUAGCUCACCCGCGUGUGACCAGCACAAGGACGGAGCCUCCCUGCAGGCCGCCCACAUGGAGCACGACGUCUGAACGAGGGGAGCUGAAAGAUGUGCUUUAUCUGAGGUACCAUUGCUCAAAUGAAAACUACCUCAAGUGGAAGAAAACAUUAUAUGACAAUGUAUUUCUGCAGGACUGUAUUUACUAAUUUGACUAAAUUCUUUUAGGUUAGUUUCUAGUUCACAUAAAUUAACCUUUGAAUAAAUAAUAUCAUAAUCCCACUUAAAAGGAGCCAUAUCAUUUUGUUUUGGCUAUUUCAGGCCUGCUUUUUUUUUCCUUAAUAUGUACUCAUCUUUACGUAUUAACUUAUUGUUCUAUUAGUAACACUAUUAUCUUUUUAAAGACUGAAUUUUUAAUAGUGAUUUUAUCAAGGCCUUUGAUUAUAGCUAUAAUCCCUGACACAAUAUUUUUCUCAUUGUUUAAUGUCUGCGCAAUUAAGGAGUGUUUACAUGAAGAUUGUCAUAAUUGAAAGUUAUUUCAUUGCUCAAUGGAAUCAAGUAUUUAAGGGUUUUUAUGUGUGAUGUGUAUCUGCAUUAUCUACGUAGCGCUCCCACCAAAACUUUUGUUGUUUGCGAACAAAACAAAAAUGAUUUAUUUAAAGACUGCUGACCCACUUAGUACAAAGCGGAAAAUACUUGGAUGAAGUGGCAGCUUUAUCUGCUGUUCCUCUAACGGCCAAAAGAGGGCGUGUUCCACUUGGAAUACUCAAGGACCCAACAACCCCCCCCCCCCACCCUCGCCUCAUUUAUAAAAAGCAGGAAAGUUGACAUG
Messenger RNA from Syngnathus typhle (broad-nosed pipefish), 2184 nucleotides. RefSeq names its product organic solute transporter subunit alpha-like. Gene Ontology annotation, biological process: transport. The record is from RefSeq and is a predicted model, not a curated record. Bases 463 to 1446 code for a protein of 327 amino acids. The transcript has 8 exons. Gene Ontology annotation, molecular function: transporter activity. NCBI's taxonomy places the organism in Eukaryota, Metazoa, Chordata, Actinopteri, Syngnathiformes, Syngnathidae.